Molecule: messenger RNA, 1890 nt
Organism: Paraglomus brasilianum
Lineage: Eukaryota; Fungi; Glomeromycota; Glomeromycetes; Paraglomerales; Paraglomeraceae
Source: the annotation of a GenBank genome assembly
CAUCGUGUUGGUCAUGCUAACGUCACGAGCGCCACAUGUUAUUUGCGGACCAAUGAUAAAUUAAGCAUAAAAUUCAAAAAUUUCGAAAUUCAAAGCGCUACUGCAUUCAUGGAUGAAAGGCGAAGCUUGCGAGCGAAUCGCAGCUCGCACAAGAACUCACUGUGGGCGUCUUCUGAAGGAGAACGAACCCAGAACCGCUGGUCUCGAGACUUAUCCACAAAGGAUGGACGGCGUUCCGAGAGUUCAGCUAUUUUAAAUGGUGUUUGUUAUGCGAAUAAUGUACCUUCUGAGAUACUCAAUCACAUAUUUUCUUACUGUGAUCCGUUUUCUCUUGGGAUGGCCGGUCAAGUGUGUAAACGCUGGAAAACAUUAAUUAAUGAUGAUACUUGCUGGAAAAACGCAUUUUUGCGAUAUUUUGGAUCUUUGCCUUUUAGGUUAAUACGGCACAAAUGGAAGGAUGAAUACAUACUACGAGAUGAGUUGUUAAGGAGAUGGAGAAGUGAGCAAUGUUCGAGCAUAUCGUUUGACUCUCGGUUAGAGACAAUCUAUGAUUUUUAUGUUGACUUUGAAAGAUCAUGGAUGCUUGCUGGCUCAGUGGGGAGAGCUGCUAUUUUACGCUGCAAUCCUAUUACUGGACGAAUUAUCAAAGACAAGAUAUAUGCCACACGCGCGAAUUUUACAGUGACUGGCGCAAAUUUCAAUUAUAAAGACUUCCUCCCACAGCAUGAGGGUGCUGUUACGGUGUUAGAAUGGUCGAGGAACUGUGAAGGAGUAGUCCUGAGUGGCGGCGAGGAUGGAUACGUGUGUGCAUAUCAUGCGAACUUUGGAUGUUUUGGAAAGCUUUAUUCUGGGUCACCUUCGCAGAUCAAGGCAAUUGCGUGGAAUCCCAAAAGCUGUGUUAUUGCAGGAACGGCUGAAGGCUCAAUACACUUUUGGCAUAUAGACCUCACUCAUAUUGAAAACAAUCCUCUACAAUGGUACAAUGUCUUUGACGCUCCACACGACUGUAUUAAGGGAACUUUACCAAUCAAAUCACUACAUUAUGAUAUGCCAUCUAAUUCGGUAAUCGUGGGAUAUGAAGAUUCAAAUCUAUUGAAAAUAUACGAUUUACACGAAUUGGAUUGUGUGGCAAUGCUAGAAGAUGGCCAUGUCGCAAAUAUUAGUUACGUUGAGUAUUACGAGAAAAAUGUAACUAAUAGUAAAUAUAGUACAGAGACUUCAGUCAGAAUAUUGCUCACUGGAGAUACAAGUGGAAAACUGUGUCUAUGGAACAUAACUGAAUGGGACAACGGCCAGGUCUCUUCCAUAAAGCCAUUACGAGUUUUUGUUGACCACACGACCGAAAUCACAGCAGCAUUUAUGGAUGAUUAUAAGCUGAUUAUCGGCAGUGCUGACGGCAAGGUCACUGUUUGGGAUCAAUUAACUGGAGAGCUCAUUCGGCAGUUUAGUACGAUAACUCGGAGAUCACAUUAUCGUUCAGCACAAGCAAGGGGAAUCAGCACUCCAUUUGCCAUAAAAUGUAUUUGCUGUGAUGAUGAGAGGAUCACAGUUGCUAUGGGCAGGACAAUAAGAACAUGGUAUUUGACUUCGAAAGAAGGAGCAAAAAAGGAAAAGCAACGACGAAAAAAGCUUGCGUCGGUAUCAUCAACAUCCAAAGCAUUAGCACGGUUAGAAUUUCAGAAUGAUGUCCGGGAAUCAACACAACUGCUUGCACGAGAGCAACGAGAUAGGGAAGAGCGCCGACGACACUUGGAACGAUACAUCCCAAGUAUAGAUUUUACCGAUGAAGAGAUGAUGCAAUACGCAAUAUUGUUGUCUACAACGGCCGAGGACGAGGAAGAACAGAUAUCCGAGGCAAUUACGCGUUCACUAUCACUUGAAAACAGUUAG